This is a messenger RNA of Phlebotomus papatasi, 2598 nucleotides long. RefSeq lists its product as uncharacterized. Bases 1 to 2598 code for a protein of 865 amino acids. The transcript has a single exon. The record is from RefSeq and is a predicted model, not a curated record. Lineage: Eukaryota; Metazoa; Arthropoda; Insecta; Diptera; Psychodidae.
AUGACUCUCCUCGGUAAGCGGAAUACGCUGAAAGGCCAUUUGACUCGACUCGAAGACUAUGUUAGAAGAGUCGGUCGGGAUGAGGCUUCGUUUACAGCUACAGACAUUUACAUGAAACUCACGACUCUCGAAGGUAUUAAAGCGCAAAUUGAGGUGCUUCAUGAGGACAUGCUCAGGUCAGGUGUAGAUGAAGACCAAGAAAAUGAGCAUCACCAGACGUUUCUAGAGCGUUUAAACUCUGUCGAGAGUUUCUUAAAAAAUGUCCUAGGUCGCAGGGAUGUAGAAGAGGACGAAGUAGAGGUCGAUGAAGACGAUGACAAUGGUGAAGGGCAGUCGUCCCAUUCACCCAUUCCAAAGGAUAACCACUUGGAUUCAAAGCAAUCUGCGUCGAAUAGUCUAGAUUUGUCAAGUAUUGAAAAGGCCCUUGCCACACUUUUGCAACAUCAAGUAAAUGCAGAGCUCAGGUCCCAAACAGUGAUAGAGAAACUAGGUCAAGCAGUGACCACGUCCAUACAGCCUAUACACGAUUCUGAGUCACUUGGUUCAAGUAAGUCCAAACUCCCAAACAUAGAGAUUCCUAAAUUCUCCGGUAAUUAUGUCGAUUGGCCUCCCUUUAGGGACAUGUUCAUCAAUAUUGUCCAUCUUGACCGAAAGCUAUCCGAUGUCCAAAGGUUGCAUUAUCUUGUCACUAAUGUUGACGUGAAUGCCAAGAAGAUGAUUAAGACUCUAAAGAUCACUAAUGCCAAUUAUAGGGUAGCUUGGGAUGUCCUUUCUAAUCAUUUCGAGGAUCAAGCAUCGGUUAUUCACGAACAUAUCAAGGACUUCUGCGAAUUACUUCCCAUUUCCAAUCCGACAAAGGCUAAUUUCACCGAGUUAGUAGUCACGGCCAAGUCCAUUCUGGAUGCACUUGACGCGCUCGAGGUUACCUCGCGAGACCCAUGGGUAAUAUAUUUAUUGCUAGACAAGUUGGAUCAUGAGACUAAAGUUCUCUGGUCAAGGGAAAUCCAGAAUAGCACGCCCACUCUCCCAACAUUCAUGACAUUCCUCCAAAGUAGAAUGAAGUCCAUUGAAAGAUAUCAGCCAUGUCCCAGUAAGCCCACUACGAAUCAGAAUAAACCAAGUAGUACCCCAAUUUCCAAGUUCAACCGAAAUUCCUCUACAGUUCUUGCCACGCCAUCCCAAUCUGAAUGCAUCGCUUGCGAUCAAAGCGGGCAUCCGAUCUUCAAAUGUCCAACAUUUCUUAAAAUGGAUUCUGCUGAUCGGCUCGAGUUGAUCAGGAAGUUCAAUCGAUGUCGGAAGUGCUUGACCCAAAACCACCAAACCCGAGAUUGUACGUUUUACUCAUGUCGCAAGUGUGAGGGCCACCACAACACAUUGCUUCAUGGAUCCUUUGGACCCAGUCGACCUGAUUUGCGGACCCCCACAGAAACAAUAAGAGAUCAAACACAGAAUCCAUCAAAGUCCACAGUUGCCACGACCACUGAUAAGUCAGAAGAACAGCCACCAAUUCCAAGUCCACCCACAGACCAGCCCAAUGACAAUGCAGUCAUCACGUCUACCACGUCCACUCAGUCCAGGAAAAGAGUCUUUUUAGAGACAGCCAUUGUCAGAAUCCUCGACAAAUAUGGAGUUUCCCAUCAAUGUCGCGCUUUAUUAUAUUCAGGCGCCCAAGUCAACCUUCUUUCACAAUCAUUUUUCCAAAAACUAAAGCUGCCCAAGUCCAUGUCCAACACGUUCAUAGGUAGGGUUGUCGAGGGUGGUUCGACAUCACGAUUCCAAACGGAUUGCAAUAUCCAAUCUCAAGAUGGCGAAACCCAUUUUACCAUGACAUGCCAGAUAGUACCUUCUGUCCUCCAACAGAAACUUCCUAACUGGGAGGUAAAUCAGCAAGAAAUUCCCAUUCCCUCGGGAAUUGAAUUGGCCGAUCCCACAUGGCACUUCCCUCAGGUAAUUGAUCUCCUGAUAGGAAACGAGUUCUAUAAUGAGAUCUAUACGGACAGAAUCCUUCGCUUGGGCUCAGGGUUCCCCGUUAUGAAGGAUAGUUGUUUCGGGUGGAUCCUUUCAGGCCCUUAUACCACAACAAAGCCCAACCAGCCCAUUGUGUGUGUAGCAACCACACUUGCCUCAAUCGAUUCAUCUCUCAAAGGAUUUUGGGAGGUUGAAGAGAUUGAUUCUCCACAUAUCAAGGCCCCAGAUCAUGAGAUUGUAGAAAACAUUUUCCAGACCACAACCUCCAGAGAUUCCACGGGACGCUUCAUUGUCCAAGUUCCAUUCAAGCCUACAUUAGUGCGAUUGCACGACAACCUCCCAAAUGCCACACGCCAACUUCUCCACUUAGAAAAAAGGCUUGCCUCCAAACCAGAUCUACGACAGUUAUAUCAUGCUGCUAUGCAGGAAAACCUUGACUUGGAGUUCUUUGAAGAAGUUCCCCCUCACGAAGUCAACAAGCCAAGUUUCUAUAUGCCCCACCAUUGCGUAACUAAGCACUCUCCUACUGGACCGAAGAUCAGAAUAGUAAUGAAUGCCAGUUCUAAGUCCCAAACGGGCCUCAGUUUGAAUGAUGUUGCCAUGACGACGGAUUUUUGGCCCCAUAUGUGA